This is a messenger RNA of Kickxella alabastrina, 2393 nucleotides long. Its product is annotated as oligosaccharyl transferase STT3 subunit. NCBI's taxonomy places the organism in Eukaryota, Fungi, Kickxellomycota, Kickxellomycetes, Kickxellales, Kickxellaceae. Gene Ontology annotation, biological process: post-translational protein modification. Bases 89 to 2350 code for a protein of 753 amino acids. The transcript has a single exon. Gene Ontology annotation, molecular function: dolichyl-diphosphooligosaccharide-protein glycotransferase activity. Gene Ontology annotation, cellular component: membrane. The record is from RefSeq and is a predicted model, not a curated record.
UUUCUUUUUAAUUCUCUCGUCCUUUGCAAAUACUUUAUUAUUUUUCCUCUUUUAUUACUCUAUCAUUUCCCGCAAUCUGCACGCAACAAUGGCGAAAAAAGUGUUUGGGCUGACGACAGUCGACCAAACCUCGCUUCUGCGCAUUGCCAUCCUCGGCCUCAUUUCGCUCGUGGCCAUCGGGUCGCGCCUGUACUCUGUGAUCCGCUUCGAGUCAGUCAUCCAUGAGUUUGAUCCCUGGUUUAACUACCGCACGACGCGCUACCUCGUCGACAACGGCUUCGACAAGUUCUGGAACUGGUUCGAUGAAACUGCAUGGUACCCGCUGGGCCGCGUCGUCGGUGGCACUCUGUACCCGGGCAUCAUGGUGACCUCGGCAACAAUCUACAACGCGCUGCACUUUGUGAAUAUUCCUGUGGACAUCCGCAACGUCUGCGUGUUCCUUGCGCCGGCGUUUUCGGCCCUGACGGCGAUUGCCACGUAUCAUCUCGGCAAGGAGGUGAAGAAUGCCACAGCGGGCCUACUGGCGGCGGCAUUUAUUGGUGUCGCGCCCGGGUAUAUUUCACGCUCAGUUGCCGGCUCUUACGACAACGAGGGCAUUGCCAUUUUCCUGCUGGUGUUCACCUUUUUCCUGUGGCUUCGCUCGGUCCGGUUGGGAUCGGCGCUGUACGCGGCGCUGACGGCGAUAUCAUACUUUUACAUGGUCUCGGCGUGGGGCGGCUAUGUGUUUAUUAUUAACCUGGUUCCGCUCCAUGUGUUUGCUUUGCUGCUCAUGGGCCGCUACAGCAACCGGCUGUACGUCGCCUACUCGACGUUUUACGCCAUCGGCACGCUAGCCAGUAUGCAGAUUCCGUUUGUCGGGUUCCAACCGACUUUCACCAGCGAGCACAUGGCAGCGCUCGGUACCUUUGGGCUGAUCCAGCUGGUUGCAUUUGCCCACUUUGCGCGCACGCUGGUUCCCCCGCAGCAGUUUAAGAUACUGCUGCGCGGGGCCAUUGCCACGCUCUGCGUCAUUGGGCUCGGCGGGCUUGUGCUGCUGACCAUGAGCGGCGUCAUUGCGCCCUGGACCGGCCGCUUCUACUCGCUGUGGGACACAGCAUACGCCAAGAUUCACAUUCCCAUUAUCGCCUCUGUUUCUGAGCAUCAGCCCACGCCCUGGCCCAACUUCUUCUUCGACCUCAAUAUGCUGAUCUGGCUGCUUCCUGCCGGAAUCUACUUUAGCUUCCGUGAGUUGUCUGACAACCACGUUUUCCUUAUCCUGUACUCGCUGUUUGCCUCGUACUUUGCUGGCGUCAUGGUCCGUCUCAUUCUUACGCUCACGCCUAUUGUGUGCGUGAUGGCCGGUAUUGCACUGGCCAACGUCUUUGAGAUAUACCUGAACCUUCGCGAUACUAGGGCUAUUGCAGUGGCAGACACAGGGGCAGACGCGCCCAUGGCAGGAAAUCCCGGCAACUCCGCGCCCGCCAAGGGCCCUGCCAAGACCAUCGACGCCAAAGAUGCCUCAUCCGUUUCGUCAGUGUCCGAGAAAUUCGUGCACUCGUCGCCCGCUUUCAAGCGCUUCUACGCGUAUUUCCCAAAGAUCGUGGUGAUGGCGAACUUUUUGUACUUCCUGUGCAUGUUCCAGUGGCACAGCAGCUGGAUCACCUCAUCGGCGUACUCCUCCCCAUCGGUGGUUCUGGCAUCACGCGCGCCCGACGGCUCGCAGCACAUUAUUGAUGAUUUCCGCGAGGCCUACUACUGGCUGCGCAUGAACACAAAGCCUGACGCCAAGGUCCUUUCCUGGUGGGACUACGGCUACCAGCUUGCUGGCAUGGCCGAUCGCACGACGCUGGUGGACAACAACACGUGGAACAACACGCACAUUGCCACGGUCGGCAAGAUCCUGGCCUCCGACGAGGACACCGCAUAUGACCUCGCGCGCCACCACGACGUUGACUACGUCCUGGUUGUGUUUGGCGGCAUGCUGGGAUACUCUGGCGACGAUAUCAAUAAGUUCCUGUGGAUGAUUCGCAUCGCCCAGGGCGUUUACCCGGACGGAUUCAAGGAGGCGGACUUUUACAACGCAAAGGGCGAGUAUGCUAUUGGAGAUAGCGCGAGCCCGACUAUGCGCAAGUCGCUGAUGCACAAGCUCUGUUAUUAUCGCUUUGCCGAUGUCAUGGGCCCGCAGGGUUUUGAUCGUGUGCGGAAACAGAAGCUUCCGUCGUCAGUUACCCUGGAUAACUUUGAGGAAGCAUAUACGACGGAGAACUGGAUGGUGCGCAUUUACAAGGUCAAGGAUUUGGAUAACCUUGGCCGCGACCAUCACGCUGUGUCUGCAUUCGAAGGGCCGCUUUACAAAAAGGCACCAUACUAGCAUUUAUUAACUAUUUGCUCAAUAAAAACACACAAUUCGAACC